CCCUCACGCGCGAGUCACAGCGGUGGAGCCGGCACCGCAGGAGGAUGUCCCGGGAACCUAGGACAUACAUUCUUUUCCUGUUCCUUUUUCUGAGCCAUGGAAUGGCAAGUCAUAGAGUUCCAGAUUCCAGGCAGGAUUUGUAUCCCCUGUUGCAAAAAAUGGCGGAAGAAAUAAUAGAUGGAAGCUAUCUGAAUGCCUUACUGGAUCUCAUACAGUUUCAAAGCUCCCAUGGGUGGACAGCGGACCUGUCCCACAGAGUCCUGGAGUAUCUGAAUUCACGGAAUGUUGCCUUCACCAUCCCCAGCCUGCAGGCAGCCAUGGAAAACCACCUGGAGCAGCGUCUGUACCAGCCCCAGAAGCUGCUGGAGGACCUGAAGGAAACAGAUGCUCAGCAGUUCCGCACCGCCAUGAAAUACCUCUUGGAAGACAAGAAGGACCGCCUGGAGCUGGAGGAUGUCGUUAUUGACUUGGGAGAGAUUCGGAAACAAGCCUUACAGAGCCCUGGCGUGAACCGCAGCCUAUUUCUCAUCACACUGGAGAGGUGUUUCCAGGUGCUGAACUCCCUGGAGUGUGUGGAGAUCCUGGGCAGGGUACUGAAGAGCUCCUCAGGCAGCUUUCUCCAGCCAGACAUCCCAGGAAAGCUCCCCCGGCACCUGCAAGAGGAUGCUUUCAAGAACCUAUCUGCGGUGUUCAGAGAUCUCUACGACCAAACCUCGGCUCAUUCCCAGAGAGCUCUCUACACCUGGAUGACUGGGAUUUUGCAGACAUCCUCCAAUGCUACUGGUGAGCCCAGGCUCAAAGCCAACCUCCUGGACAUUGCCACGGAGAACCAGACCCUCAAUGAGACUCUGGGCUCUUUGUCGGAUGCGGUUGUGGGCUUGACCCACAGUCAGCUGGAAUCCCUCUCUCCCGAGGCUGUGCAUGGCGCCAUCUCAACUCUCAACCAGGUCUCAGGCUGGGCCAAGAGCCAGGUCAUCAUCUUGUCUGCCAAAUACUUGGCCCAUGAGAAGGUGCUGUCUUUCUACAACGUCAGCCAGAUGGGCGUGCUGCUGGCUGGGGUUGGCACCCAGGCCUUCUACAGCAUGGAUCGCAGGGACCUCUUGCAGGUCCUGAGAAGCACGAUCUCCCUGCAUGUGUCCGACUUGUCACCUGCCCAGCAGCAAGGCGUCCUCAGCAAGAUGAUUGAAGCAGGAGACACUGUCUCAGGCAUUGUGGAAAUACAGGGGGCUUUCUUUAAAGAAGUAUCUCUCUUCAAUUUACGGAGGGAACCCGGAUUUAACACAACAGUCCUAAAGGAAAAGGAGCUUCGGAGGAGUCAGCCACUCAGGCACCCCAGCCCCACCCCCUCUUCUCCCGGGUCCCUUGUUUUGUUUUCCAGCACAGGGCAUCUGGUCAAAGGCGUGACGUGCUCGCACAUUGAUGCCAUGAAUGCGGACUCCUUUCUGGCCCAUUUCCACUAUUUUGAGAACAACCUCUCCCUGCUCUCACCGUAUCAGGUUAAUUGUUUGGCGUGGAAAUACUGGGAGGUCUCCAGAUCCUCUCUGCCGCCCUUCCUCUUGGCUGCCCUCCCGGCUCACUACCUGGCUUCUGUCCCAGCUUCCCAGUGUGUGCCCUUUCUGAUCAGCCUGGGGAAGAGUCGGUUGGACUCCUUGGUUUUAGAUACCCACAAGAAGAAUUCAGUCCUUAGGAAGGUACAGCAGUGCCUGAACAACUCCAUUGCCGAUGAGUUCAUGGUAGACAUCGUGGGGGACCUGCUCUGCCACUUGCCGGCAGCCACCAUCCACCACGGGGUCUCCCCCCGGGCUUGGGCCACAGCCCUGCAUAGACUCCGAGACUGCCCGCACCUCAGCCCGGAGCAGAAGGCUGCAGUGAGGCUCAGGCUCCUGGAACAGCAUGGACUCCCCGGGAACUGGACAGCUGAGACUACGAAGGACUUGGGACCCUUUCUAGUACUUUUCUCAGGAGAUGAAUUAAGCUCUAUUGCCACAAAGUUUCCUGAUAUCCUUCAACAAACAGCUUCCAAGAUGGCCGGGACUUUGCUCCCCAAAGAAUUCCUCUGGGCUGUCUUUGAAUCUGUCCGGAACAGCAGUGAGAAGAGCCUCAGCUCUGACCCCAGCCCUGGUUGCCAUGGAGUCGUGGCUCCUUCCUCUGGUGACAUCUUCACGCUGGCUGAAGCCAAUGCCUGCUGGGCCCCCGAGGACCUGCUCUGCAUGGAGGAGCACACGUUCAUCAGGAACGUGGAACUUCUGGGGUCUGUCAGGGGUUUCGACCAACCUCAGCUGAUGACCCUGAAGGAGAAGGCAGUACAGUUUUGGGACAUGCCUUCUUACUGGAAAGAGUACCAUAUUGUCUCCCUGGGGCGCAUUGCUCUGGCUCUUAAUGAGAGUGAGCUGGAGCAGCUGGAUCUCAGCUCCAUUGACACUGUGGCUUCCCUCAGCCAGCAGACAGAAUGGACCCCAGGACAGGCUAAAUCCAUUCUGCAAGGAUUCCUGGAGGAUGCAGGCUAUCGUAUCCAGGAUCUGAAGAGUUUCCACUUAGUAGGACUUGGUACAACCUUGUGUGCUAUGAACAUCACUGAAGUCUCACUUAUAAAAAUCUCAGAAUUCAGGGUGGUGGUGGCCAGAAUCGGAACCCUGCUCUGCAGCACCCAUGUCUUGGCUGAGUUUAAGAGGAAGGCAGAAGUUGUAUUUGGGGAUCCCGCCAAGUGGUCCGGCCCUGUCUUGCAGGAGCUCGGGACCAUUGCAGCUGGAUUAACUAAGGAAGAGCUCCAAAUGCUGGACAAGGAUUUGAUGCCGUAUUUCCAGCCAUCAGCAAUCAAAUGCCUUCCUGAUGAGAUAUUCAAAGAGCUGUCCGCGGAGCAGAUAGCCUCCUUGGGUCCCGAGAACGCAGCGGCGGUGACCCCAGCCCAGCGCAGGCAGCUCAGCGUGUUGCAGCUGCAGAGCCUCCAGCGGGCGCUAGAUGGCGCCAAGACUCGCUCCUGGCUGGACACGCCCCCGAGCGCCAACCCCACCAGGACCGUCUCCUCCGCUUCUACUCUAGGAGCCCCCAGCACCUGGGGUCUUUGGCUCUGCUGUCCUUUGCUGGUUCUUAUGGCCGAGACCGUGUGAGCAGCGUGUGUGCAUCGCCCUUCAGUGCCCAAGCAGCCGGCCCAGGGUGUGUGGAAACAGAGGCACUUCAGACUGUGAGACCCCCUACCCCAAUCCACAGCCUCCGCUGGGGCGGGGAGACCCCAGGGCCUUGAAAUUUCAAAGGCACCAAAAGGAAGAAUAAUUGUUAAAAAUGAUUUUAAAAGUUCUUCAGCUGGCUUGUGUCCUCAGCAGAGAGACGUUCUCUGCCCCGUUUCAGCCUCUCUUGCUUUCCAGCUUGGAGACAGAGAAACUGUGGGUGGGAAGGGUGUUUUCUGUCAAGGGCAUGAGGACCUGACGCCCGAGUUCCUGGCAUCUCUCUCUGAAGAGAGGGCAGUAACUUGUGCGUAAGGAUUGGCGGGUGCUGGCAGUGGUACCAUUUUAUCCAGGACCUGAUCUGGCUUCUUCUCUGGCUUAAUGUCUCUUCCUCGGAGCUAUAGGCUACAUUGGAUUUCUCCUUCUUAGGUAUUUAGCAGAGCCGAAAUAAAUGAAUCCCUCAACAGAAGCCAAUAUUCCUGCCUGAUUGCUGGGGCUAAUUGAUGUUUUGGUGGGCAUUGCAUUGCCUGGAAAUUAAAACAUUUAACAUGGC
Messenger RNA from Herpailurus yagouaroundi (jaguarundi), 3714 nucleotides. RefSeq names its product otoancorin (gene OTOA). The transcript has 25 exons. The coding region runs from base 45 to 3107 and encodes 1020 amino acids. Gene Ontology annotation, biological process: cell-matrix adhesion. NCBI's taxonomy places the organism in Eukaryota, Metazoa, Chordata, Mammalia, Carnivora, Felidae. Gene Ontology annotation, cellular component: cell surface. The record is from RefSeq and is a predicted model, not a curated record.